Cavia porcellus (domestic guinea pig) is the source of this 3932-nucleotide messenger RNA. It is a transcript of the gene Znf865, whose product is annotated as zinc finger protein 865. Gene Ontology annotation, molecular function: DNA-binding transcription repressor activity, RNA polymerase II-specific. NCBI's taxonomy places the organism in Eukaryota, Metazoa, Chordata, Mammalia, Rodentia, Caviidae. Gene Ontology annotation, biological process: negative regulation of transcription by RNA polymerase II. The record is from RefSeq and is a predicted model, not a curated record. The coding region runs from base 16 to 3489 and encodes 1157 amino acids. The transcript has 2 exons.
GGGCGCACAAAGCGCAUGCGCUCUUGCACCGCUUGCCUACCGGAAGCAGCUGAGGCUUUCCCCGCCCGCGUGCCCGACGCAUUGCGCAGGCGCACUUCUAUCUCUCCGCUCUCCCUCCCCGCCACGGCCGCCUCCUCUGCAUCCUCCACGCCAGCGCCUCAGGAACGGGAGCAACUUCCGCUUCCGGGCGAGCGGCGCGGGGCUGCUGGGGAGGGGGUGGGGGCGGCACUUCCGGUCGGGGUCUCGGGUCUCCCCGGAGCGGCGGCGCGUCCUCCGCCUCCUCGGCCUCCUCCCGGCGGAGACCCCGGCGCCGGGUCCUCCACUGCCGUUGAGAUGGAGGGGAACCCCGCGGGGGGCGGCGGGAGCAGCGGCCUGGGUGGCGAGGACGGUGUGCAUUUCCAGAGCUACCCCUUCGACUUCCUGGAGUUCCUGAACCACCAGCGCUUUGAGCCUAUGGAGCUGUACGGGGAGCACGCCAAGGCCGUGGCUGCGCUGCCCUGCGCCCCAGGACCCCCGCUGCAGCCGCCGCCGCAGCCCCCGCCGCCGCAGUUUGACUACCCGCCGCCCGCCAGCUUCAAGCCCAAGGCCGAGGCUCCAUCCUCAGCCUCCUCUUCCUCUUCUUCCUCGUCCUCCUCUUCCUCAUCCUCCACCUCCUCCACUCAAUCCAAGAAGCCUGACCCACCCCUGCCACCCGCCUUUGGGGCGCCCCCGCCCCCGCUCUUCGAUGCCGCCUUCCCUGCGCCCCAGUGGGGCAUUGUGGACCUUUCGGGCCACCAGCACCUGUUCGGGAACCUGAAGCGCAGUGGGCCUGCGGCGGGCCCAGCUGUGGCGCCGGGUCUGGGUGGGCCUGCGGGGACCCCGGGGCCACUUCCCGUGCCCCCACAGACCCCACCGGGCCCUGCCGCUGCAGGGGCCGCCUGCGACCCAGCCAAGGAUGACAAGGGCUACUUCCGGCGGCUCAAAUACCUGAUGGAGCGGCGCUUCCCGUGCGGCGUGUGCCAGAAGUCUUUCAAGCAGUCCUCGCACCUGGUGCAGCACAUGCUAGUGCACUCGGGUGAGCGGCCCUAUGAGUGCGGCGUGUGUGGCCGCACCUACAACCACGUGUCCAGCCUCAUCCGCCAUCGCCGCUGCCAUAAGGACGCGCCGGCCACAGGGGCUCCUCCACCACCAGCCUCUGGUGCCCCUCUUGCACCUGCGCUGGGCCUCGCCCAGGGGUCCGCUGCGCCUGCCUCCACCACUGCGGGCGUCACCCCUGCCCCAGUGGGGCCCCCUGCCGCUCCCGCACCCCCAGCUGACGGCAGCGCCACCCCCGCUCCUGCAGGUGUCGCAGCGCCCCCUGUGGCUACCGCGAGUGGAGACGGCCCGUUCGCUUGCCCGCUGUGCUGGAAGGUGUUCAAGAAGCCCAGCCACCUGCACCAGCACCAGAUCAUCCACACCGGCGAGAAGCCCUUCUCUUGCUCUGUGUGCAGUAAGAGCUUCAACCGGCGCGAGAGCCUCAAGCGGCACGUGAAGACACACUCGGCCGACCUGCUGCGCCUGCCGUGCGGUGUGUGUGGCAAAGCCUUCCGCGAUGCCGCCUACCUGCUCAAGCACCAGGCGGCGCACGCGGGCGCGGCGGCGGGUGGGGCACGCCCGGCCUACGCCUGCGAGCUGUGCGGGAAGUCCUACUCUGCCCCGCAGAGCCUGCUGCGCCACAAGGCCGCGCACGCGCCGCCGCCUGCCUCCGAAGUGCCCAAGGACCCGGCGGCCCCAGCAGUGGCGCCACCCACGCCCACCUUCCCUGCUGGCCCCUACCUGCUGCCUGCCGAGCCGCCUGCCGGCGACAGUGAGAAGGCGGCGGCGGCGGCAGCAGCUGUGGUGUACGGGGCAGUGCCCGUGCCGCUGUUGGGUGCGCACCCGCUGCUGCUGGGUGGGCCAGGGGCCGGCGGCACGGGCGGCUCUGGGGCCGCAGCAGCGAAGACCUUCUGCUGCGGGAUCUGUGGGCGGGGCUUCGGCCGCCGAGAGACGCUGAAGCGCCAUGAGCGCAUCCACACGGGCGAGAAGCCACACCAGUGCCCGGUGUGCGGGAAGCGCUUCCGCGAGUCUUUCCAUCUGAGCAAACACCACGUGGUGCACACGCGCGAGCGGCCUUACAAGUGCGAGCUCUGCGGCAAGGUCUUUGGCUAUCCGCAAAGCCUCACGCGCCACCGCCAGGUGCACCGGCUCCAGCUGCCCUGCGCCCUGGCUGGGGCCGCGGGGCUGCCAGCUGCCCAGGGUGCCGCGGGAGGCUGUGGGGCCGGGGCCUCCGGGGCUGGGGGUGCGGGCCCCACUGACACGCUCAGCUAUGCCUGUUCGGACUGCGGGGAGCAUUUUCCCGACCUCUUCCACGUCAUGAGCCACAAGGAGGCACACAUGUCGGAGAAACCCUAUGGCUGCGACGCCUGUGGCAAGACAUUUGGUUUCAUCGAGAACCUCAUGUGGCAUAAGCUGGUGCAUCAGGCUGCCCCCGAGCGCCUGCUUGCACCCACGGGCCAGCAGUCCUCAGAGGGCUCAGGUGGCACUGAUGCGGCCCUUGUGCUGGACAACGGAUUGGCUGGAGAGGUGGGCGCAGCUGUGGCGGCCCUGGCUGGGGUGUCCGGGGGUGAGGACGCAGGCGCCGCGUCCACUGCGGCUGGCGGGGGCGCGGGUGCGGGCGCAGAACGCUUUAGCUGCGCCACGUGUGGCCAGAGCUUUAAGCACUUCCUGGGGCUGGUGACCCACAAGUACGUGCACCUGGUGCGGCGGACCCUGGGCUGCGGCCUCUGUGGCCAGAGCUUCGCGGGCGCCUAUGACCUGCUCCUGCACCGCCGCAGCCACCGGCAGAAGCGCGGCUUUCGCUGCCCGGUGUGCGGGAAGCGCUUUUGGGAGGCAGCCUUGCUCAUGCGCCACCAGCGCUGCCACACAGAGCAGCGGCCCUACCGGUGCGGCGUGUGUGGCCGAGGCUUCCUGCGUUCCUGGUACCUGCGGCAGCACCGCGUGGUGCACACCGGUGAGCGCGCCUUCAAGUGUGGGGUGUGUGCAAAGCGCUUCGCACAGUCGUCCAGCCUGGCAGAGCACCGGCGGCUGCACGCUGUGGCACGACCCCAGCGCUGUGGUGCCUGUGGCAAGACCUUCCGCUACCGUUCCAACCUGCUGGAGCACCAGCGGCUGCACCUGGGGGAGCGCGCCUACCGCUGCGAGCACUGCGGGAAGGGCUUCUUCUACCUGAGCUCUGUGCUGCGCCAUCAGCGCGCCCAUGAACCGCCAAGGCCCGAGCUGCGCUGUCCGGCCUGCCUCAAGGCCUUCAAAGACCCCGGCUACUUCCGCAAGCACCUGGCAGCCCACCAGGGUGGCCGGCCCUUCCGCUGCUCCUCCUGCGGUGAGGGCUUCGCCAACACCUAUGGCCUGAAGAAACAUCGUCUGGUGCACAAGGCUGAGGGCCUCGGAGCCCCGGGGGCCGGAACCGGGGCCCUGGCCGGGAAGGAUGCCUGAGGCUCUGGCUACUCCAACCUUGUGUCCUCUCUGGACUCUCUGGACUCCCUUCUGUAGGGCUGUUGGUCAAACUGGUUCCCCCAACUCUCUGUCCUGUCCUUCAGAACUUCAGACUGCCUGGUCUCCCUCAGGGUCUGGGCCUUGCAGACUCCAGAUUGAAUCACCCCCUCCUUGACCUCUCGGCACCCCCAACCAGACUCUGACUCUCGGUCCAAAUCUCCUGUCACCCUCUCCAGGCACCCCCAGUGGUCCUGCAUCCCAGGGAGUGAGUGCUUCGAUGGAGAUGCAGCUGAACUGCACACCCCUCCCUUUGGAGUCUGGCUGGGCUGUGGGAUAUGCAGAGCUGGGAUCACGGAAGGGGGUGCUUUUAGAUUGUGGGGUGGGGGGUCGGGGUGGCAAACGCCUCUUGUACAGAGCAGAGAACAAUAAAUCUUAACAACAGA